Messenger RNA from Zea mays, 548 nucleotides. RefSeq lists its product as uncharacterized. The record is from RefSeq and is marked validated. Lineage: Eukaryota; Viridiplantae; Streptophyta; Magnoliopsida; Poales; Poaceae. The coding region runs from base 103 to 354 and encodes 83 amino acids. The transcript has a single exon.
GUCGAGCCGAACUCAACCCAACUUCUCUCCCUCUCCCUCGCCUGCCUGCCGUUCCGCGUUUGACCAACUCCCCCGCACCGUAACCCUAGCAGCAGAUCGGCCAUGGAGAGCUGGGCGACCUGGGUGGGGACAAGCGUCACCUCCGCCUUCUUCGCCUCCCUCGAGCGCUGCUCCUGCAUCAACCUCUCCACCGACGACGACGACGACGACGAGGACCACGACGAGGCCAAGGACCGGCCCCUCAUCCUCGCCGCCGCCCCACGCCACGACUCCGCCGCCAAGCCCGAUCCAGACUCCGCCGCCGAGGACCAGGACGACCAGAAGCAAGAGCAGCCGCCGCUGCCGCCCGUAUGAAUCGAACCCGAUUCCUUGCUUGUACUAGCUGCUACUGCUGUUAUGUCGCCAAAUAAAGUCGUGUGUGCGUGUGCAGUCAGUACUACUGCUCUGCUGCUACUAUCCUAGUCCUAGUAUAUUAGUAUAUUAUACAGUCCUCUGUGAAAUUUGAAUCGACUCGAAAACCAAACCCCACCAACAUGAGCUUGUUAAUA